Messenger RNA from Salvia miltiorrhiza (redroot sage), 1274 nucleotides. Its product is annotated as myb family transcription factor PHL11-like. The record is from RefSeq and is a predicted model, not a curated record. Lineage: Eukaryota; Viridiplantae; Streptophyta; Magnoliopsida; Lamiales; Lamiaceae. The transcript has 6 exons. The coding region runs from base 490 to 1170 and encodes 226 amino acids. Gene Ontology annotation, molecular function: DNA-binding transcription factor activity; DNA binding.
UCUUCAGAUUCGUCGCCGAAUUUAUCUCCCCAUGUUCUUUUUUCUUUAUUGCCCAACAAAACCCACAUAGCAUAAAUCCAAAAAUUGAUGAAUGAUGCAUGUCAUCAUCAGAGUUUGUAUCUCUAUAUAUGUAUCUGUAUGCAUGCAUGUUUAGUAGGAGUAUUUUAUUAGACCAUCACGAACAGUUGAAAAGUUGAAAAUCACGGGCCCGGCUCGGUGUGUUGUUGGGGGAAGCUUCAACUCAUCUUUCUUACAUCUUCCUCGUACUAUGCUUCAUUAAUCUCUACCGCCUAUACAUACAGUUUUAGGGUCAUAUUAUAUAAUCGACGACUUUGUUCCUUUUUCUCUUUUUCGGGUUAUGACUUGGAAUUUCUGCUUAGUGAGAAUAAAGACAGUCUAAAAGAAAGUGAGAGAGAGAGAGAGAGGGGGGAUUCUUCUCUUCUUGUGUCUCUGUUUGAAGUUUUUCCUAUGAGGUGAAUUGUGGUGGCGAUGGACAGAAUGUAUAGCGGCGGAGGAGUUGGUGGGAGCGGCGGCGUGGUGCUGACAAGAGACCCAAAGCCGCGGCUGAGGUGGACUGCUGAUUUACAUGAUCGCUUUGUCGAUGCUGUCACAAAGCUUGGUGGCCCUCACAAGGCUACUCCAAAAUCAGUGAUGAGGGUGAUGGGGCUCAAGGGGCUGACACUGUAUCACUUAAAGAGUCAUUUACAGAAGUAUAGGCUUGGCCAGCAGCAUGCGAAACAACAUACUAAUACAGACAACUUUGAAAAUCCAUAUAUGCACAUCGCAAGUACAAGCACUAAUUCAUCAAGCAUGAACAGCGAACAAGGAGAAAUUCCCGUUGCUGAAGCAGUUAGGUGCCAAAUCGAGGUGCAGAAAACACUAGAAGAACAGCUCGAGGUGCAGAAGAAAUUGCAAAUGAGAAUAGAAGCACAAGGGAAGUACUUGCAAGCCAUACUAGAAAGAGCUCACCGGAGCCUCUCUGAGUCCGCCAAAGCUCAGCUAACAACAGACUUCAAUCUCGCGCUAUCGAGUUUCAUGCACACUGUCAAUGAGGAGCCACGCGAUACCAAGCUCGUGCUCAAGCUCGAGGGCCCUUCCAUCGACUUUGAUCUCAACUCCAGAAGUAGCUACGACUUUAUUGGCACUUCAAAAUCGAUGAAUCUGCACUAGCUAGAAUGAUAUUGUAUUAUACUACUACUACUUGAUGGAUAGACUAAUUAGCUUCAAUUCAAAUGCUGCUUCCUCUUCAUUAAAAUUGUGAAGAGCUUGUUUUA